This is a messenger RNA of Acipenser ruthenus (sterlet), 4295 nucleotides long. RefSeq lists its product as uncharacterized. Bases 731 to 1666 code for a protein of 311 amino acids. Lineage: Eukaryota; Metazoa; Chordata; Actinopteri; Acipenseriformes; Acipenseridae. The transcript has 2 exons. The record is from RefSeq and is a predicted model, not a curated record.
GCUCCACUAAGAGUGCUGUAGACCAGUGGUACACAAACUUUUAUAUGCUGCCCCCUUUUCUUAGCAUACAUUUUGUUGUGCGCCCCCCCAACUGACACACAUACUGAAAUGUUAGAACUUAACGUUGGAAUUUAACGUUUUAGUUUUAAUGUAAUUACGGAUUUAAUGUAAAAAAUAAAAAAUAAUAACACUGUGUAACAAUUAUUUUUUUUUUGGUUUCUGGGUAGUAAGUGUUAUUUCCUAAUUGCUUAUGCCUCAAAAGUAUAGAAAAUGGCUAUUAUUCCCCACAAACUUUGCUUUUGUGACCAAGACAGUGAUAUUUUGAAAUUUACCUAUUUUCCAGAACAUUCCAGAUAGAUUCAGUGCUGAGUAAACUUGGAGUAACUUCUAGAACUUUCCAGUGAUAUAAAUAGUAUUAUUAUUAUUAUUUAUUUCUUAGCAGACGCCCUUAUCCAGGGCGACUUACAAUUGUUACAAGAUAUCACAUUAUUUUUACAUACAAUUACCCAUUUAUACAGUUGGGUUUUUACUGGAGCAAUCUAGGUAAAGUACCUUGCUCAAGGGUACAGCAGCAGUGUCCCCUACCAGGGAUUGAACCCACAACCCUCCGGUCAAGAGUCCAGAGCCCUAACCACUACUCCACACUGCUGUAUAAAUACAGGGGCCUUAAGCCCACCAGUUCAGUUUAGUUCCAGCUGCCUAAGUGGAUACAUAUCUGCAUUUUUCUGAGAUGUCAUCAAGAGGCUGCAAGCAUCCAGCAGACGCAUUUUGCUAUGUCUGCGGCCAAUUUAUCAAGACAAGAGCGAAAAAGUACUCCGUGGAAGCAUCUGCUAAGAUGUGUGAGGCCUACAAGGCAUAUUUCGGCAUGCCUGUCGGGGAUCAAAACAAACCCUGGGCACCUCAUUUCACCUGCGAGUACUGCAAAAAAACUCUGGAAGGAUGGUACAGAGGGGAAAAGAGAGCCAUGAAGUUCGCUAUCCCAAGAAUUUGGCAGGAACCCACUGACCACUCAAGCAACUGCUACUUCUGCAUGGUGGACCCUUCCAAGUGGACCGAGUUCUCUGUGGGGAGGAACAACGUCAAGUGGGAGCCACUGGUGGACCCCUGGAAGGUACUGAUGCCACCACUGCACAUCAAAUUGGGCCUUAUGAAACAAUUUGUCAGAGCUCUAGAUAAGGAGUCAGCAGCCUUCAAGCAUCUUCAAGACUUCUUCCCUAAGCUGUCUGAGGCAAAGGUCAAAGCCGGUGUCUUCGUCGGACCACAGAUAAAGAAGAUCCUGGAGUGCAAUGAAUUCCCCAAGAAGCUCACUAGUAAGGAGAAAGCGGCUUGGAACAGCUUUGUCGCAGUGGUUCGGGGCUUCCUGGGCAAUCACAAGGCCGAAAACUAUGUGGAGCUGGUUGAGACUCUGGUGAAGAACUACGGCACAAUGGGCUGUAGGAUGUCCCUCAAAGUCCAUAUCCUUGAUGCUCAUCUUGAUAAAUUCAAGGAGAACAUGGGAGCGUACUCGGAGGAGCAAGGCGAGCGCUUCCACCGGGAUAUGCUGGACUUUGAACGCCGCUACCAAGGACAGUAUAACGAGAACAUGAUGGGAGACUACAUUUGGGGGCUGAUUCGUGAAAGUGAUUUACAGUAUAAUCGUAAAUCUCGAAAAACUACUCACUUCUAAAUCUUUUGUAGUCAUUUUUGUAUUACUUUAGUAUAAAUACAUGUUAAUUUGGAUUCAUAUGUUUUUUUCUGACUUUAUGUGAACGAAAAGACACAAAUUCGCCCGUUUUCUCAUUGGAAAUAGGUAAAUUUCAAAAUAUCACUGUCCUGGUCACAAAAGCAAAGUUUGUGGGGAAUAAUAGCCAUUUUCUAUACUUUUGAGGCAUAAGCAAUUAGGAAAUAACACUUACUACCCAGGAACAAAAAUUGUGUUACAUAGUGUAAUAAUAAAAAAACUAUAUUUAACCAUUAAGUCCAGAUUUCACUAAAUACAUAAAUGUCAAAAAACACAUUAAGUUUUGAAAUUUGUACUUCCAGAUACAAUUUAUAAAUGUCAAAUGUGCACAACAAAUUAAACAUUUUAUAAUCGGUCUAUAAAUUUUUUUUUACACUUGGCGAGUCAACAUUUAGCAACAUUUCUAGCAAAUAAAUCCAUGAAAAAAUACAUGUUUAAUUUUUUUUUUUACUUGCCGAUUUUCAAACAGAUACAUCUGAAACAUUAUUGUUCAGCACUUAAAUCUGAAAUUAUAAAUCUGGGUUUUCACAAAAUAAAUAUUUAUUCUAGCUAAAUCUGAAGCUAACAUGCAAAUGCCCCCAUCCAUUGAAGCUUGAUUUGGCAUUGUAUGCUGCAGAUCUGCCCUUCCACUCCGAGAGCCAAUCUCUCUACUUCCCCGCCUCUGCAUACAAUGCCAAAAAACAACGUACACAUUUCAGAACUUAAGAAUGUGUUUAAGCCCGCCGCACACAGCCCGACUCAAGCCGUCCUGACUCAUCUCAACUGGUCUUAGAGUCUGGAUGAAUCGUAGCAGUCUGCAUGCCCUUAAAACCAAGAUUAUGCAGAUUUCAGUCGGGAUGUCUUCAAAUUUGAAGAUUGAACAUGUUGAAUCUUUUUCAGACGCAGUUUCGUUCAGAUGUGAUCAGUCUGUCUGUGUGCGGCGGUUGCCGACCAAGACUGACUGAGACAGAUUAGUCAUAAGGGUGUCAACCAAUGGUGAAGCAGGUUUAAGUGACUUAGUUUGUUAUGUAACUUGUCAUACAAGAUAGUGGAAUAUUGACAGCUUUAGUUCCACAAGUAAAAAUACAUCAUUCGUCUUGAAUUGUUCUGAGUGUCCUUAAUUAAAAAAUACCAGAUAUGUGCACAUUUGAAUAGUUUUUUUUUUUUAGGUGUAUACUAAUCAAAGGUAAAUUAUCAAUUUAUCUUUUUAUUAUCAAUCUACUGGCAGCCUAUUUUCUUACUGCGCUAAAACAAAAGUAACCUGUGCGUCAAUCUCCAAUAGGUCACAAAUCACAAGCCCCUAGAUCCACACGCGGAGAAAAAAACGCCAAAGUCAAAUAAAUCGACAGGUUGGAUUUUAUUUACCACAGGCUAAAGUGUAGUAGACAAACUAUACAAAAAGUCAAACGCUGGGGGCUCCCGAGUGGCUCAUCCAGUAAAGGCACUCCACGUGGAGUGCAGGAUGCGCUCUAUAGUCUGGACGUCGCCGGUUCGAGUCCAGGCUAUUCCUUUGCCAACCGAGGACGGGAGCUUCCAGGGCGCGGCGCUCAAUUGGCCGAGCGCCGCCCGGGGUGGGGAGGGUUAGGUCGGCCAGGGUGUCAUCAGCUCACCGCGCACCAGCGACCCCUGUAGUCUGGCCGGGCGCCUGCGGGCUUGCCUGUAAGCUGCCCGAGAGCUGCGUUGUCCUCCGACGCUGUAGCUCUUGGGCGGCUGCAUGGUGAGUCCGCAGUGUGAAAAAAAGUGGUCGGCUGACGGCACACGCUUCGGAGGACAGCCUGUGUUCGUCUUCGCCCUCCCGAGUCAGCGCAGGGGUGGUAGCGGUAAGCUGAGCAUAAUAAAAUAAUUGGCCAUUCCAAAUUGGGAGAAAAUAAUAAAAAAAAUAACUGGCAACGACUACAUUUAUAAAAAACAAAAAGUCAAGCGCUGCCUGAAAUGUUUGCACGGUGUAAAUGUGUCUCCACCGUCUAAUCCGCAUACGAUGCCAUGCGUAAUAUGAGGGUUGCUGUGUUGGACUUAGUUAAUACAAAAAUGUGUACUGGGCAGUAUUAAUUAAAUUUGCCUACAUAGUAAUCAUCAGUAUCUAGUUGUGGUCAGUAAUUCGGUCUUAGCAGUGUGCGACACCCAGUCGGGAAAAACUCAAUUGUUACGUCAAACCAAAACUGAGCACAACUGAUCGCCGAAUCUGUGCAUACUCAGGUGAGAUGAGUCGGGACGGCUUGAGUCGGGCUGUGUGCAGAGGGCUUAACAUUUAUGUAUUUAGACAAAUUCAAUAUUUACAUUAAAUCCGGGGGGGAAAAGUGACUGUUAUGCAUCUGCGUAGAAUGGAUAAUGUUUCAUUUGUUCUGUUUAUGUUCCUUUUAAUCUACUCCAUUUCUAAGAGAGGGGGGAAAAGGAAACUAAAUGAACUACCUUGCUCUAAUAUCAUUGUUAAAUAAAGUAUACUAUAAGCCCAUUCAUAUUUGCUUGUACAACAACAGACCAUUGUGUAAGAGUUCUCAAGUAGUGCAUAUAUUUGUUCUCAAGUAUCUUCUAUAGCCGUUUAAAUUGGAUGGGCUUUGCAAAGUUGCUUUGGAACCAACCACUUCUUUUUUCUUCC